Molecule: messenger RNA, 799 nt
Organism: Aspergillus costaricaensis CBS 115574
Lineage: Eukaryota; Fungi; Ascomycota; Eurotiomycetes; Eurotiales; Aspergillaceae
Product: SNARE domain- containing protein
Exons: 4
Coding region: 124-636 (170 amino acids)
Biological process (GO): endoplasmic reticulum to Golgi vesicle-mediated transport
Source: RefSeq, a predicted model, not a curated record
CUUUCCCCUGCUGUUUAGGGCCUCCAUCUUGCGACAUGUGCCCCCACUGGCUGUGAUCGCCUCCUCUAAAAUAUCAUAUCCUAUCCACCUUAACUCUCACAAUUAAUAAUCUCACGAUCUGUUAUGGCUUCACGAUUCCCACGCUCUAACCUACACCAGCGCGAUCCUCGUGCCUCCUCGUCCCUUUUCGAUUCAUACGGUGGCGGUUCUCGACCCGCCAGUAAAUCCCCGGGCAGCGUAGGUGGUUACGGGUAUGGAGGAUACACGCCCCCGGCCGGGGAUGGCUCCGUGAAUGGCAACUCCAGGGGAGGGUUUCGCUCUGCGACCCCAAACGCCAAGGGUCAUUACUCCGAUGCUGUACUAUCCCACCUAGAGUCUCAGAAUGACGCAGAGGUCGAGGGAAUCAGCGCCAAGGUCAAGAUGCUGAAAGAUCUCACGGUUGCUAUUGGCGACGAGAUCCGGGAUACCUCCACCAUAUCGGACCUCAAUAACACCUUCGAGAAUACUCGUGUUCGUCUCCGCGGAAACAUGAACCGUAUGCUGCGGAUGGCAGAGCGCACCGGCGUUAGCUGGAAAGUGUGGCUCGCUUUCUUCUUUGCCGUCUUCUUGCUCUUUUUCUACGUCUGGCUGACGUGAGGGACGGGACAUGUUGCUGCUGUUAAUCUAGCCAAGCAUGAUAUCUCGGGAGCUCUAUUGACCCAGUGCAACGGUUUUUUUCUUGGCGUGGCUGUAUAGCAGAGGGCCAUGACCUUGAGCUAUAUAUUCAUAUACAGGGACACACUUGUGUCAAUCGCUUCAC